ACUAAGAAAUGUUUUCAAAAAAUGUGGAAAUAAAUUUUAACCGAGAAAUUAAAGAAUUUUUCCUUGUUUUUUCCAAUACUAUUGUUUAAUUCGCGAUUGCGGAGUAAUUUUCUGGUGAAUAGCGUAAUGUGAAAUGUAAAUCGUAGUUUGUUAGCCACUUUCAUUGGUCAGUGCAAAGGUUGGAGAAACUACAAAUCAUUGAAAAUGCGUUGUUGUGUGCCAUUCUGCACAAAUACUCCCACCAAUGUGUCAACAUCUGAGUCGAAGGGGAUCAGUUUUCACGCUCUCCCCAGUGAUGUGCGUCUGCGCGCUGCUUGGCUCAGAGCCCUCGGCAAACAAGACAGUCAGCUACCAGACUCUGCUGUGGUCUGCUCCCAGCAUUUUCUUGAUGAUGAAAUGUAUGAAACAGAAAGUGGCUUAAGGCAGAUUGCUACUGGUGCUGUUCCUUCAACAGUGCAGGUUUGCAUGAUAUGUCUAAACACUGACAACAAGCUGUAUCUAAUGAGUAAACACAAAUUGGAAGAAGCAUAUGAGCGGUUAACCGGAUAUCCAUUGUAUGAUCAAGGAAACCUGAAACGAACACUUUGUGUACAAUGUGCUCAGAGACUAAUAAACUUUAGUAGAUUCAGAGACAAGAGCUUGAGAGCCCGUGCACUGAUGAUGGACUUAGUUGAAAAACAUGAAUUAAUAACACGGCGACAUAUCAAAGGGAUAAACCGCACAAAGAACCAACUAAAGAGUAAUUUUGUGAUGAAAACUCUAGGACCUGACCACUGUGACUUAUACAUACUGGACUCCUCAGACAAACAGACAGAAUCAGAGCCAAUCGGCUAUAGUGCUGUUGUGAAGAAUGAAGAAAGUUUUGACUCGCCAAUUGAUGAAGACAUGGAAGUGGCAGAGGAAGAUGACAAUACUGCAGAUAAUGUCAAUGAUGAGUUGGUUGCAUUUAACGAGGAGUGCUUCUCUGACGAUAGCAUAAUGUUGGAAACAAAACUGCUGGAUGAUGUUAUUUGCAAAGCUCUGGAGAACCCAGUAUUUGCAGAACAAGUGGCUGAAAUACCGGAUUUGUUGAAGUGUGAAAGUGCUGCCUUCCAAUGUACUUUAUGUUCUGAGGAGUUUGUUAGUGAACAUGCGUACAUGCAACAUAUGCACAUGCAUGACCAGCAGAACAGUGACGGAAAUGCUGACUGUAGCACGUCUCAAGUAUGCAAGCCUCAUACAGCCGUGAGCUCCUCACACUCUCCAUGCCUCACUGAGAACAAGCAGGCCAUUCCUCUGAGCCAGGCCUCGAGCCUGUCUGCACACAGCCCGUCUGCACACUCACCUCAAACUGCAGUCGCUCCUCUGUCCGCGAGACUUGCGACGAGUAACGGAAACAAAGUGCAAGCUGAAGACGCCGAUACAGUCCAGAAGAGUGAACCACUAUUUAAAAUUAACAAUGUCGGAUUAAACAACCAACUAUUCGAUACCAACAAUAUAACUGACAUUAAUAGAUUGACUGAUUGUGUGGUCAUAUUAUAUGAUAUUUUCAAAAAGCCCGAAGUAGGUGUACCAAUACAAGGUGAAUCACUGGCGACAAUGAGACCAAGUAUUAGUUCUUGGGACAGUCAGCGUCCAGUUACUAACAAACUGAAAGUUACUGAGCUUAAUGCUACGAAAACUUCACAAAGUAAAACUUAUUGUUCAAAUAAUUACAACAGUGAAGAUAGUUUGCUUACUGAAAAGAAUGGGUAUAUUUGUGAUGUAUGUAGACAUAAGUUUAAACGGAAAAGUCUCUUAGUUAAACACAUAAAGACUCACAGUGAAGUAGAACCGUUCACUUGCAAGUAUUGCCAAUUCAAAGCUAUAUAUAAAUUUAGUUUAAAGAAACAUAUGCGAACUCACACGGCUGACAAACCAUUUACUUGCGAGUUAUGCGACUACAAAUGUAAACAAAGUAGAGAUCUAGUGCGACACAUGAGAACUCACACGGGUGAAAAACCUUUUACUUGCGAGUUAUGCGAUUACAAAUGUGCACUUAAGUCUAAUCUGGCGAGGCACAAAAUAACUCACACGGGUGAAAAACCUUACGUUUGUAAGUUAUGUGAUCAUAAAUUUGCACUAUCAAGUCAUUUAGUGAGACACAUGAGUACUCACACGGGUGAAAAACCUUUUACUUGCGAGUUAUGCGAUUACAAAUGUGCACUUAAGUCUAAUCUGGCGAGGCACAAAAUAACUCACACGGGUGAAAAACCUUAUGUUUGUAAGUUAUGUGAUCACAAAUUUGCACUAUCAAGUCAUUUAGUGAGACACAUGAGUACUCACACGGGUGAAAAACCUUUUACUUGCGAGUUAUGCGACUACAAAUGUGCACAAAAUAGUAGUUUAGUGCAGCACAUGAGAACUCACACGGGUGAAAAACCUUACGUUUGUAAGUUAUGUGAUCAUAAAUUUUCACUAUCAAGUCAUUUAGUGAGACACAUGAGUAUUCACACGGGUGAAAAACCUUUUACUUGCGAGUUAUGCGAUUACAAAUGUGCACUUAAGUCUAAUCUGGCGAGGCACAAAAUAACUCACACGGGUGAAAAACCUUACGUUUGUAAGUUAUGUGAUCAUAAAUUUGCACUAUCAAGUCAUUUAGUGAGACACAUGAGUACUCACACGGGUGAAAAACCUUUUACUUGCGAGUUAUGCGAUUACAAAUGUGCACUUAAGUCUAAUCUGGCGAGGCACAAAAUAACUCACACAGGUGAAAAACCUUACGUUUGUAAGUUAUGUGAUCAUAAAUUUGCACUAUCAAGUCAUUUAGUGAGCCACAUGAGAACUCACACGGGUGAAAAACCUUUUACUUGCGAGUUAUGCGACUACAAAUGUGCACAAAAUAGUAGUUUAGUGCAACACAUGAGAACUCACACGGGUGAAAAACCUCACAUUUGUAAGUUAUGUGAUCAUAAAUUUGCACAAGCUAGUCAUUUAGUGAGACACAUGAGUACUCACACGGGUGAGAAACCUUUUACUUGCGAGUUAUGCGACUACAAAUGUGCACAAAAUAGUAGUUUAGUGCAACACAUGACAACUCACACUGGUGACAAACCUUUUACUUGCGAGUUAUGCGACUACAAAUGUGCAUAUUCUAGUCAUUUAGUGCGACACAUGAGAACUCACACGGGUGAAAAACCUUACAUUUGUAAGUUAUGUGAUUAUAAAUUUGCACGAACUAGUUAUUUAGUGAGCCACAUGAGAACUCACACGGGUGAAAAACCUCACAUUUGUAAGUUAUGUGAUCAUAAAUUUGCACGAACUAGUUAUUUAGUGAGACACAUGAGUACUCACACGGGUGAGAAACCUUUUACUUGCGAGUUAUGCGACUACAAAUGUGCACGUAAGUCUAAUCUGGCGAGGCAUAAAAUAACUCACACUGAUACAAAUCCUCCGUCAUGUUCGUGAGCCGCACGCGGCACUCCGCCGCCGGCGCAUGCUCAGGAGAUACACUCUUGUUGAACUUUUUGCUGAAGCACUGUCAUGAGUAAUAAAUAUUGUGGUUAAUAAUGUUGCACACAAUCUCUUAACUAAAAUGGCUGGUUUAAAUGUAUUGUUAUGCUUUUCAUAACGCUCCCUGCCGAAAAUUAUAGCACUAGAUUUAGAUGUUCCAAUUUAGUUUAGUGAAACACUGUUGAAGGUUGAAAAUCUGUAGAGUGCACUUUGACUUUAGUUUCAGUUAAAACGAGGCAGAUUUAUGCCAGCGGUAUUACGUUGUCUCGUUUUAAAGUGUCUUAAGUCUGAGCAAACUCUGAGUUCGCUCUAUAGAUCUCAGCCUUAGACCUGUUAUGGUGGGCUGGCGAUGGGGUGAGGAUGAUGAUGAUUUGGUUUGAUUAAGAGACUAUGUGACCCCCCGGCUGUAAUGUAUCUGAUAUAUUAUGUAUCUGUAACUUUUGUAUAAAAUGUAUCCUACAUACCUAAUGGUGAAAACCGCAUCUGCAGUCCAGUAGACCUCAGGUGGAGGUGGACGUGCGUCGUGGAUUGAGUGUGCGGAUGAGUAACACUGCCACUGCUUUGCACUUCGUGCUGCACAUUUCCCGACUAACAGUGUUGGUUUCUAUAUGAUGAAGGCGGCUAGUCCAAGUUUCUCAAUAUGGAAUAUAAGAAAAUAUUCACAGUCUUACACACUGAUAUAGAAUAUGCCGAGACGUGAAAAGAUCACAAUUCAAGAUCAGGAUUUUUUAUUUGCAGAAACAUUUUUUACAAUGAGAUGUUAUUACAUAUUGUCCAGUAAAAAUGUUUCCCCUUAAAUAAUAAGACAUGCAAAGUUAGUACCAAAACAACUUAAGAGCGUUGAAGCAUGAGCCUGGAACACAAGUUUAGGUAUUUACCCGAGGUUCUUUGUUUGUUUCCGUGAACGGACGUA
Molecule: messenger RNA, 4384 nt
Organism: Maniola jurtina (meadow brown)
Lineage: Eukaryota; Metazoa; Arthropoda; Insecta; Lepidoptera; Nymphalidae
Product: zinc finger protein 271-like
Exons: 8
Coding region: 205-3426 (1073 amino acids)
Biological process (GO): regulation of transcription by RNA polymerase II
Cellular component (GO): nucleus
Molecular function (GO): DNA-binding transcription factor activity, RNA polymerase II-specific; RNA polymerase II transcription regulatory region sequence-specific DNA binding; zinc ion binding
Source: RefSeq, a predicted model, not a curated record